GCAAUUGAAUGGCAUGCAUAACACAGUCUGUAUCUCUUGCGAUGGGUAUCAUCUGUCAUAAUAUAAAUUAAGAUUAGAAAGUACAAAGAUUUCCUUGUUUUUCGUUCUGUGACUUGCCCGACGACCACAACACAAGAAUUACGACAAACGACAAUCAUGGAUACCAAUGUGGAUGGUUCCUCGGAGUCGUCACAACAGAAAAGUCACUAUAUACUCCCAUCCGAUAGCAGAGAAACUGGCAGAUUGAACCUACAGCAUCGCCUGAUCGUCAAAGCGUUCGACGGUAAACUCGUUUUUGCACCGUUGACUUUAAAGUCAGGCGAUCGUGUACUGGAAAGUGGAGCAGGCUCAGGUAUCUGGACUCUGGAGUUCUGGAAAGAAUAUUCCCAGAAAAAUAUCCAUCUUGACAUUGAAUGUAUCGACAUUUCCCGAGAUCAAUUCCCGACUCAGGUCCCUUCCAGCGUUCACUUCUCGCUUCGUUCCAUCUUGGAUGUUCCUCUCGAGUGGUCCGACCAAUUCACAUUCGUCCACCAACGUCUCUUAGUCGCCGCCUUACCUCGCCCCCUCUGGCAUAAAGCCCUUCACCAAAUUUACCGUGUCUUGAAGCCGGGAGGAUGGCUUGAACUCGUCGAAUCCCACGCUAAAAUCCGGAAAUUUGUUGUCGGUCCCAAUUCAAAAAACCUUGCUCUUAUUAGCGACCGCAUGUUCGAGUCGAAGGAUUUCGUAGGUGAUACCGAAGUCUACCUGCCCCCUGUGAUGCGCGAAAUGGGAUUUGUAGACGUGCGUUGUGAAGGGAGAGAUGUUCCCAUUAGCAACAGUCGUUCUGUUGUCGAUGAUGAUGGACUUGACAGAGUACAAAUAUGGUAUGAUCUGUGGAAGGGUUUCAAAGGUUCUAUUUUAGCAGGAGGGGGUUAUGGGAUUGUUAGCUCUGAGGAGGAGUAUGAGUCGCUCUUGUUGGCAUGCAAGGACGAAUGGAAUAAUUCGACAGAGGCGUACACUACCUAUUGGACAAUAUUUGCUAAAAAGCCGGAGUAGUAUCGUCUUUGGAAAUCAUAGAUUGUGCGCUUGCCCCGUAUCGUCAUGUCGACUGUGCGUAAUCCGAAGAAAAAUCAAUCGUGUCCAGGUUAGCCUCAUCAUUACGGAGACUACAUCGAAUACACGGUUCCAUAAUUUAUUAUCGAGAUGUCCUGCAAGUUAUUUAGUAGUCGAAGUCCUAAAAGCUGACAAGAGAUUGGAGCGAG
Messenger RNA from Lentinula edodes (shiitake mushroom), 1241 nucleotides. Its product is annotated as S-adenosyl-L-methionine-dependent methyltransferase. The transcript has 4 exons. Bases 157 to 1035 code for a protein of 292 amino acids. NCBI's taxonomy places the organism in Eukaryota, Fungi, Basidiomycota, Agaricomycetes, Agaricales, Omphalotaceae. The record is from RefSeq and is a predicted model, not a curated record.